Molecule: messenger RNA, 1904 nt
Organism: Malus domestica (apple)
Lineage: Eukaryota; Viridiplantae; Streptophyta; Magnoliopsida; Rosales; Rosaceae
Product: putative F-box protein At1g19160
Molecular function (GO): protein binding
Source: RefSeq, a predicted model, not a curated record
CGUGUCCAUGAAGAAAAAGAAUAUAUAUCUCGCCAUUUUCGUUGUACAGCAGAAGCUUCUGGGACUGUUGUUAGCGCAGACACGCUUAUCGCUGCGGCAGACGGCGAUCCUCACGGUGGCCAUAAAACCAAAGAGAAGAAGGGAUCUGGUAAAACUUCCUCUACUAAGUGGUCGCUUUGAUCUCUCCGUUUCUCUGUUUUGAUCUUUUUUGUUUAUAUGUUCACACGCUGAAUUAUUGAAAACUCCAUAUUUCAUAAGAUCUGUUUGAUAACCAUUUCGUUUACAUUUCGCAUUUGUAUUUUGUUUUUUUUUAAAUUGAAAACCGGAAAUUUGGUCGGGAUUCGGAAUCCCCGGCCGAAAAAUCACCAUGGAAGUAGCUGAAGCGAAAGGCGAUGAAGUUCCGAAAAUUCAAUCACUAGUUGCAGAGCUCCCAAAUGAAAUCAUAUGGUUUCGAAUACUCCCAAAGCUACCAGCCAAGUCUCUGAUGCGGUUCAAAUGUGUUUGCAAGGCGUGGCUCGCUCUCAUCACCCGAAACCCUUCUUUUCUCAUUGCCUACCGGAACUUGCAUUCCAAUCGAAACACCAGUCUGCUCCUCCUCGAUCUCAGGCACAUCGACACGAAGCGGCAACACAUUAUGUCCCUCCAAAUCAACAAAGAUGGCAGCCCCUCACCCGCCGGCGCCACCCACCUUCUAACACUAGAGCCCCAAGAAUCCAGUCUCCCCAUUAUACUGUGUACCAACGGCUUGGCUUGUUUUAUCUUCUUUCGUGAGCACCGCAUUCGUGUAUUUAACCCCUGCACCCGAGAGUCUAUGACCCUCCCCUCCAUUUCCAAUUCACCCACCAGCCACCAAUCUACUUCACCGGACAUCAAACCCUGCGGAGUCGAGGUUGGAUAUGGCUUUGGAUUCAGUCCUGUUAGAAACGAGUACAUGGUUGUCCAAGUCAAGCUAUGCAGGUUUUUACACCAAGAGCCUGCCAAUUUUUAUAGGGCGGUUGCAGUUAUUAGCCUCCAAGUUUUCACACUGGGUAGUGCGGAGUCGUGGAGGUGCGUAGAGGUAGAGCACGAUGAUCUGCCAUUUGAUCAUACUUUUUGGCACAUUGACAUGAGAAGUGUGUGCCUUCACGGAGCCAUACAUUGGAUACACGAGGAAGAGAAAUGUAUAGUGGUAUUUGACCUAGGGGAGCAAAGAUUCAAAGUCAUCCCAUUUCCUCGAGAAGUCUGUAGUAUCCGCCAUCAUUUUUGGGCAGUUGUUGAUGUGGGUGGAUGUUUAGCUCUCACAUAUGACAUGGGGAGAAGUUCGACUUCAUGUAGUGCAGCGUCACAGUUGUGGAUUUUGAAGGACUACCAAAAUCAAGUGUGGGUUAAGGAGGUUUUCGACGUUGCAUACCCUUACAGUUGUUUAUGCGCAUUCCACACCGGUGAGGUCUUGAUAAAAUCCGGAGCGCUAUCUCAAGCAUUUCUUCACUUUUACGAUAUGAAGGAUCAAAGCUUCCGGUGCAGUUCAAUUGUUGUGCCUGAAUGGAUGUGUAAGAAGGAUGCUUGUAUUAGAUGGAACGUUCUUUCUUGUUAUGAUGAAACAAUUGCCCCCGUGAAAUGACAACUCGAAAACCUAGCGGAUCGAUCGAGGACUUGAUUCGAUUCGGAGCGCAUCGCUUCCGGUUCACGGUGCAGCACAAGGCUCUGAUUUCUGGACGUUCCUCCCUUUCCCCUGUAUUGUAAAAUUUCCAAGUUGUAAUACGGCAUGUGUGUUGCUAUAUUACUUAUCUUGUUAUUUUAAUUGGAUUUGAUUUUUGAAACCAUCGGUGUCUUAAGAUCUCUUGUGGGAGAAAAUUCCAUGCUAAAACAUAUUUUAGAAAGAGGUAUUUGUCUAUUUGUCCACUAAAUUUGUAUAGUGGGUUCAA